GAUACUGAUGAGUGUGUAAUGACGUCAAUCAGGACUUAUGAGUCUUUAAUGCUACCAAUCAUAGUAUAUAUACGAGUCAAAGUCUUAAGCUGACCGUUACUGAGUUAUCCGAAUUCUUGUAAAGGUGUAAUUCAUUACUGCUGGUAUCAGAAAGAAUCCGAAAGGCGAACGGCAAUGAAACAAGAGAAGAAGGACGCCGAGGGUUCAUCGCCCAAGGGACUUUCCGGUUAUAUAAAAAGUCAAGACGUUACACGUAAAUAUAACGAAAAACUACGUUAUAUUGGUAACGAUUGUACAUGUUUGUGCGAACGUACGCGUAAUGAUGAGGUUGAUCUGCGUGGUGAAUUAGUUGAUUCCAUUUGUUAUGAUCCAAUUUCAGUGGAUCAUGGAUAUGUUGCAACUGGCGUGAGAUUCAAAAGACAUGGUAACAUAAUUUACCUUGAACUUCAACAAGGCAUAUUAUCAGGAGGACAAAUUGAUCCCAAUAGUUUGAAGUGGAAAAGUUCUGAUAAAUGUAGUUCAGCAAAAAAAGUUGUUUAUGAUUGGUCAAGUAGUUACACUGGUCUAGAAAUUAUAUUAGAAGAUAUGAAAUUGCCAGAGAAUGCAGUCGUAACAGGCAUCACAUUCGGUCAGUCAUUGCGUGGACGUUAUGUUGAUGAUAACGGCGAUUUCAAUGAUAAUGUAGAUGAAAUUGUAAAGGAAAGUCAAUGUUCUGGGAGUGUCUCUAGCUUAUCGUCACGUUGUUGGGGUUUUUUGUUACCGACGUCCUUGGUAGGAUCGAAUUACGAACUCAGUAAAUCAUGCGAAAAUAAAAUUUCAUUUUGUGGAUCUGAUGAGGGUUCUGAUUAUAUGCAACACGUUGUUCCGUAUGUCGAUUUACAGGAGAUCGUGACAGAUCAAAGUUCACCUCAGCCUAUUCGCGGAAUCGGUUGGUAUUAUCGCAGUCACCCUGGCUAUGGAGGAUUUUUGGCUCUCAAGAUAUUCAAAUAAUUGUAAAUUUUGGCGAGAAAAAAAUAAAUGUCUCCACUUAA
Molecule: messenger RNA, 1031 nt
Organism: Microplitis mediator
Lineage: Eukaryota; Metazoa; Arthropoda; Insecta; Hymenoptera; Braconidae
Exons: 5
Coding region: 175-990 (271 amino acids)
Source: RefSeq, a predicted model, not a curated record